Aegilops tauschii subsp. strangulata is the source of this 498-nucleotide messenger RNA. Its product is annotated as WAT1-related protein At5g64700-like. NCBI's taxonomy places the organism in Eukaryota, Viridiplantae, Streptophyta, Magnoliopsida, Poales, Poaceae. Gene Ontology annotation, cellular component: membrane. The record is from RefSeq and is a predicted model, not a curated record. Gene Ontology annotation, molecular function: transmembrane transporter activity.
AUGGCCGUCGGCACGCUGUUCCUGUGCGGGAGCUGCGUCAGCUACGCGCUCUGGUUCGUCGUGCAGGCUAAGGUCGCCAAGGUGUUCCCGUACCGGUGCCUCGUGGGCUGCCUGCAGUCCGCCCUGUUCGUCUCCGUGGUGAUCACCCUCGCCCCCGCCGGCGACAUAUAUGGAUGGGCGCCCAUGUGGACGCUGCGCUGGGAUCUGCAGCUGGCCACGGUGGUCUACUCCGGGGUGUUCAACACGGGCGUCACGUUCGUGCUCGUGUCCUGGGCGGUGGAGCGCCGCGGGCCGGUGUACCCGGCCAUGUUCAACUCCCUGUCGCUCAUCGCCACCACCGCCGUCGAGGCCGUCGUGUUCGGCACCGACGCCUACCUUGAUGGUGUGCUGGGGGCGGCGCACGUUGUCAUCGGACUCUGCGCGUUCCUGUGGGGCAAAAGCAAGGAGCUCGCGGCUGCCAAGGCGGUCAAUGCCGAGCAGGAGCUGUGGCAUGCAUGA